Messenger RNA from Aspergillus melleus, 1780 nucleotides. RefSeq names its product O-methyltransferase. Gene Ontology annotation, molecular function: S-adenosylmethionine-dependent methyltransferase activity; O-methyltransferase activity. Lineage: Eukaryota; Fungi; Ascomycota; Eurotiomycetes; Eurotiales; Aspergillaceae. The transcript has 4 exons. The coding region runs from base 957 to 1691 and encodes 244 amino acids. The record is from RefSeq and is a predicted model, not a curated record.
UGUUUUGCAGGAUACAUCCACGAAGCCAUCCUGGGGUUUGGCCGUCUUCGGGUACGCGAAGAGUGGAUGGUCAGGUACUGCACUUGCCAACUCAUCUGGAAUCAGAUGCACCAGCCGGUUAGGGCUUGCAUUGGUGGUUCGAAAGAUGGGAUGGAUAUCCUCGCGGAGAGGAGCCGCUUGUGACAUAGUGGAACAGGUGUGAGCUAUGUUAAUGAACAGCACGGAGGCCAGGAACCACCAUCAGGUUAAGUAGAUAGAUGGGGAAAGACUAUGUCAAGAUGCAACCCGUUUAAGGAUCUCCGGUUUGUUCUCACUGGUCCUUCUAUCAUUGGUCGGUCUCGGUAUAUCUCUCCUAUCUACUACUGCCGAAUCAAUUGGGUUAGCUCAAGCUAAGAUAAUAGCAACAUCGUCUAUCUGCACAUGGUAGGACCCAUACGAAUCUCACCUCAGACCGGAGACUGGAACAUUCGACUAUCUCUUGAUACUCCUUUUGGAAGCCCGUGGGCUCCGAGUCCUACAAUGCGCAUUCCCUCUACGAGACUCCUGUCAAGGUGCCGAAGAUGAUUUGCCUUAGACACGUCGACAUUGACGGCGGAGCCGCAAAUGUAACGGUUCAUCGGCCGGCGGAGUUGGAAUGGAAAUGAAUCCGGAGAUUACGAUGGCCUUCCCCAUGGAGAUGCAAUGUUCAGAUGCUUUAGAGAUUCCGAUACUGUGAGGACAUGCAUACGGAUCGGGGUCCAAACCGACUUCGAAUGCUCCGCGGGAUCAGAAUAUCGCCUAUCUCAACACUCCAGAGCUGGUUGCCACCUAAAUCACGAAGAUUCUGGGGCUUGAGACGAAUAUAAAUAUGAAGGUUGAGUCCGUGCAAUACCCUCAGACCAGACUCUCAGAUCAAACAAUCAACACUUCGUCCCACAACCACACUCUCAAAGCCCUCAUCAACCAAUACCACCAAGAUGCUUACCAGCGUUCUGUCGUUCACGCCUGAGCAGGCUGCCCAGGUUACCGAGUACUGCACCAACGUCUCCAACGAUGUAUCAGACAACAUGAACGAACUCUGGAAAUGGACCUCCGAGGAAUUCGAAGAUGCCGACAAGAUGUCCUCGCCUCUGCAGGGCGCCACGAUGAAGUUCCUCGCGGAGCACCAGCAAGCCAAGCGCAUCCUUGAGAUCGGCUGCUACACCGGCUACAGCGCCCUGGCCUGGUACGAGAGCACUGUUUCAACACAGGCCGAGAUCAUCACUCUGGAACUGGACCCGAAGAUGAUCGCCGCGUCGCGCCGCACCUUUGACAAGUACGGUCUCAACGACCGCGUCACCCUCAUCGAGGGCCCUGCGCAGGACUCCCUGCAGAGGCUCACCGGCACCUUCGACAUCAUCUUCGUGGACGCCAACAAGGAAGGCUACGAGGGGUAUGUCAAGACCGUGCUAGACAAGAAACUCCUGAGUCCGAAGGGUUUCAUCAUGUGCGACAACGUCUUCGCCCGCGGUAUGACCAUCUCCGCUGAUGCCAACCCUUACCUGUCCGAGAAGAGCCGCGCCUACUGGACGGCGAACGGCAUCGCGCUGCGGAAGUUCAACACGUUCUGCAAGAGCGACGAUCGCAUUGACAGCGUCCUGCUGCCCGUGUAUGACGGAGUUACCCUGAUCAAGUGGAAGCCUGCCGUUGUGGCGGCGAACGGGUUCCACUAGGUAGCUACCUGGUUGGACAUGGACAUGGAAUGAUGAUUACUAGAAUGAACGCUAUCUAGAAACUAGAAAAAUCCAACGAGAAUGUUCUG